AUGGCGAGCUCCUAUUCCGUCAACGAGUGGCAUCACACCGACACGUUUGCUGCGAACGACGCCACCGACUUGUUGCCUCUGCAGCGGACCUUUGAGGACAUGAAUGAACGUCGGAAGAAGCGACACCGCGUCUCCAUGGUGGCCUUCCGUCGGAAGCAGAAGAACGAAAGCAACGCAAUGGCGGCCGAGCAUCGUCGACUGGUGCACGAGAUGAAGACACUGGCGAAGAACGUGAGGGCUGCGGCAGCACGCAGCAGUCGCGACGGCGAGGAGACGGCAAGCGUCGAUAGUGCAGCCACUGCAGUGCACGAGUUGUUCCAGAAGGUCGUGCUGAAAGAGGCUGAUCUCGCCGCUGACAAGGGCGUGAAUGACGUGCUGGUAUACGACCUCAAGCCCGGCUGGCGUGUUCGUUUUGAGCGUGGGGAGCCGUCGUUCCACUUUCAUCCGUUCACCAAGGACGAGUAUGACGCUGCGCUGGAGGGUUUUGAGAAGAAACUUGCGAGUGGCAUGUCCUCUGUCUCGAUGGUCGGUACGUUUCUCGGCUGGAAGGUGUACCGCGCGCCGUUGACUACGUCAGUCGACAAUUCCGUUGUGGCUCAAGUCCGCCUCGCCAAGCGCGUGCAUUGCCCUCUGGACGUCUUUCUCACGAUCUCCCACCGGAAGGAUAAGGACUUGAGUCCCAUUCUUCUCACGCCGGUCGGUUGGAGUAUCCACCAACGCCACGAGGUCGGUACGCAAGUUCUACAAGAGUUUGGUGCCGAAUCCUGCGUAUUCGUGCACAACAUUCCUGGACCAGACAAGCAUCUCCGUUACUUGCUGGUCAGCCGGCGAGCUCAGUAUUUGCUGCCUGAUGGAAGACGCAGAAUGACCGCGACGAUGACGGGCGGCUUGCGCGUCUCGCUCACAGAAGUGGACGAAACCUCGAUCGACGUCGUGUGCGACCGCUGGGCUGGCUGUCAAAACGCAAUGCACGCCGACUAUGAGAUGAUCCAGUGGGCCCAGUUUGCGAACUGGUGGGAGCAAACCGUUGCACCUGCGAGUCUUCUUCUGUAG
Phytophthora sojae is the source of this 1053-nucleotide messenger RNA. RefSeq lists its product as hypothetical. The transcript has 3 exons. Lineage: Eukaryota; Oomycota; Peronosporomycetes; Peronosporales; Peronosporaceae. The coding region runs from base 1 to 1053 and encodes 350 amino acids. The record is from RefSeq and is a predicted model, not a curated record.